UACACUAUAUCCAUAUAUUUGCAGACUCAUAAAACUAAGACAAGAGAAGCUAAUAACCUAUAUACCUUAACUCCUUCCUUCCUUCUCAACAGUCAUCACCAAACUAAGCUAAGUUAUCAGCAAAACUUUCUGAGAAAUUAACAAUAAUCAAAAGAUGAAGUUACUUUGUUGGAUGCAUCGUAAGUUUCGCCAAAAUACCAAUGAAGCUCUUAAAGCUCUUGUCAUUGGACAGUCAUCAAUGGAUGAUCAACAACAAUACUACACAAAAUCAUCAUCAAACUAUGGUGGUAGACCCUUCAAACAAUCCCAGAGAGACAAUCAUCUUCGAAAGUCAUCCUUCACGGGUCUAGAUAACGAAGAAGAUUAUUAUGAUCAAGAUGAAUCAUCAUCAUCAGCUGCAAUCUCUGAGCUCUUCCAUGGUUUUCUUGCUAUUGGUACACUUGGAUCAGACCAAAUGAUGACUGAUCCUGCAACACCAACAUUUGCCAUAUCAGUGGACAAUAUAACUGAGAAAGAAACUGAGGUUACUGAGAAUGAGUUGAAGCUCAUCAAUGAUGAGUUGGAGAAAGUUUUGGGAGCUGAAGCACCAGAUGAUGGCUUCAAUAAUGAUUCUUCUGGUAGAAACAGCCAUGUUAGUAAUGGAAGAAGCAGCCAUGGCAGCAUCAUUACACUGAGUGGAAAGACUGAAGAUGGGAAUGGGACUACUGUCUGCCCACUGCAGGGUUACCUUUUUGGCUCUGCAAUUGAGUUGUCUGAAACAACCACAACAGCAGCUGCUAAGAAAGAACACAGAACAUCUCUUGGUGAACUGUUCCAAAAGAGUAAGAUUAUAGAGGAGAAUAAUGGUGGUGGUGGUGCUGGUGCUGGUGGCAAAAGUGAGAGGGAGGAGAAGAGAUCCGAGAAAGAAGCAGAUAAAUCUGCCAUGAACCUCAUGAAAAAGAAGCUCAAGAAGAAAAUGCUUCAUGCCUCUUCUCGAAACUCUGGGGCAGGUCCUGGUGGUGGUGGUGGUGGUGGUGGUGGUUGUAAUGGUGGAACCGGGGACUCUUCCGCUCCAACUGAAACAAAACUGCACAAGAUUCUUCAUAUGUUUCACAGGAAAGUUCACCCUGAAACCUCAGCGGCUACUCAUAAUAAGACUAACAAGGUUCCAAAGAAUGAGCACAGAAAGAAAACUAGCCAUGUUGGCACUGGCAACUGUGGAGGUCAGAUUCUCCCAGAUGAAGAUAUCACCUUAUGUCCACAGAGAGCUCUCUUUCUAAAGCAAAAAAUACGGCGCUACAGAAGCCAAUCCAAUCCACCCCAAUUCACAUACAGCAGCAUGGAUUCUAUGGCAAAUAGGGAGCAGUGGAUCAAAACAGAUGCAGACUAUCUGGUCCUGGAGCUCUAACAUGGUGCAGUGCAAGAAAAGUUAACCACUACAUCGUGAGAGCUUGAUUGAUGAAAAAAAAAAUCAUGCAUGUAAAAGUAUAUAUAUAUUGUUUAGAAUAUUUUGCUGUCCCUAUUAUGAGUAUGUGUGAGGUUGAGUGAAAGAGAUUAAUAAAUAGAGGUACUGCUGCUCCUCUAGUCCUCUUAUUAAAGAUAGAUACUGCUGCUAAGAGUGGUCAUGUAAUAGUGUUGGGUAUAUUAUUUAUAUAUCCCUUCUUUUAGUCGAGAUGCACUCAAAUUAUCCAAGCAUAAUUUGGAUAUGAACUUUCAAAGUCAUCUAUGGACAUUUAUGGAUCACUUGAUAUUUAUUGGA
Cannabis sativa is the source of this 1738-nucleotide messenger RNA. RefSeq names its product protein LAZY 1. NCBI's taxonomy places the organism in Eukaryota, Viridiplantae, Streptophyta, Magnoliopsida, Rosales, Cannabaceae. Gene Ontology annotation, biological process: regulation of auxin polar transport; gravitropism. Bases 155 to 1387 code for a protein of 410 amino acids. The record is from RefSeq and is a predicted model, not a curated record. The transcript is spliced from 5 exons.